Messenger RNA from Salmo salar (Atlantic salmon), 2961 nucleotides. It is a transcript of the gene znf76, whose product is annotated as zinc finger protein 76. NCBI's taxonomy places the organism in Eukaryota, Metazoa, Chordata, Actinopteri, Salmoniformes, Salmonidae. The record is from RefSeq and is a predicted model, not a curated record. Gene Ontology annotation, cellular component: nucleus. Gene Ontology annotation, molecular function: DNA-binding transcription factor activity, RNA polymerase II-specific; sequence-specific DNA binding. Gene Ontology annotation, biological process: regulation of transcription by RNA polymerase II.
UUAGCCUACUGAAACACCCUGCUCAAACAGAGGGAUGCUGUGUUAGCUAGCUGGCUAUGACUUUCCAACACAACACUGGAACUCUUCCAACUCAAGAAAGAGCAUCUGUAUCUGAGCAGAAGGAUGGAGAGUUUGGGAUUGCAGGCUGUUGCCCUCAGUGAUGGCUCCACAGCCUACAUUGAACAAGCCAUCAAAGAUGGCAACCUAGUGGAAGGCGAUACUAUUCAGUUGGAGGAUGGUACUACAGCCUACAUUCAGCAGGUCACUGUACAGCAGAAAGAGCCCCUGCCCUUUGAGGACGGCCAGGCAGUGCAGCUGGAGGACGGGACCACGGCAUACAUCCACCACACACCCAAAGACGGGUAUGAUCCCAGUGCGGUGGAGGCGGUGCAGCUGGAGGAUGGCAGCACGGCGUACAUCCACCACCCCUCGGGCCUGCAGACUGGCAGCACCAUCCUGACUUUGCAGCCAGGGGGUGGCCUGGAGGAGCUAGCUGCAGACGACACUGUGGACACAGACACCAUCACCACCCUGGAGAACUACGCCAAGAUGACGGGGUCUGAGGUGGAGGUGGAUGAGACCAUGAGCAGCACCAAUGGACUCCAGGACAUAGAGCCUAUUGUACAGGUGAUGGGGUCGUGGGGUUCCCCUAAGGGUCAGCAGACGGCUGAGAAGACAUUCCGCUGUGACUACGAGGGCUGUGGACGUCUCUACACCACAGCACACCACCUCAAGGUACAUGAGAGGGCUCACACAGGUGUCCGGCCAUACAGGUGUGAUGUGUUGACGUGUGGAAAGGCGUUCGCUACAGGUUACGGCCUGAAGAGUCACCUACGGACACACACUGGAGAGAAACCGUACAAGUGUCCUGAAGACAUGUGCUUCAAGGCCUUCAAAACCUCCGGAGACCUCCAGAAGCAUGUCCGCACACACACAGGUGAGAAGCCGUUUAAGUGUCCGUUUGAGGGUUGUGGUCGUUCCUUCACCACCUCUAACAUCAGGAAAGUCCACAUCAGAACACACACAGGAGAGCGCCCCUACAUGUGCCCUGAACCAUCCUGUGGACGAGGCUUUGCCAGUGCCACCAACUACAAGAACCACAUGAGAAUACACACAGGGGAGAAGCCCUACCUGUGUACAGUCCCUGGUUGUGGGAAGCGAUUUACAGAGUACUCCAGCCUGUACAAGCACCAUGUGGUUCACACCCACUGCAAACCUUACACCUGCAACCACUGUGGCAAAACCUACAGACAGACCUCCACGCUGGCCAUGCACAAACGCACCACGCACGGAGACUUUGAGGCCACAGAGGACGGGGAAGAAGCGGUGGAUGACCAAUCACAGGCCUCCUUUCUGGAGGGGGCGGAGCAGAAAGAGGAUGGGUCGGAUUCCCAGGUUAUCAUUGGUUCUCAGGUGGGUCUGUCGACAGAGGACCUACAGGCACUCAGCACGGCCAUCACCAUGGUAACGCAGGACGGCACAACCAUUUCCCUGCCGACCCACCAGACGGACAUGGCCGCCAUGGGACACCACCACAUCACCAUGGUUACAGGGGAGGGCAAGGAGCUGCAGCCGGUUGCCAUAGUGACAUCGGAGGGUAUUAUGACAGGCAGCUUGCAGGGCUCCGGCCCUCACUACCAGCAGGUUGCACUGCUGGCCACGGCUAACGGCACCCAGAUUGCUGUUCAGCUGGAGGAGCAGCAGACGUUGGAGGAGGCCAUCAGCAUGGCGACAGCUGCCAUCCAGCAGGGAGGGCUGGUUCAGGAUGAGGACACAUGAGAGGGGAGCUGCUGAGACACACCUACCCCCCCAAACAGAGCAUCUUUCCCUGGGUACGACACGGGUACCUGCUCCCCUUAGCGCCGACCAGCUCCACAGCACUCCUGGAGCCCUGUCUCCUGCCACAGACACAAAGUGAGCAGAACUCCUAUCUCGGAACUCAGAACCAAUCAGAGAGAGACUCCGAGAAGCCGUUGUCAUGGAGACUGGCUUUAGAAUGUUCAGAUGUGAGCAUGAGCAGAUUGAUCUUUCUUUGUUUGUUUUAGCCACAAUACAGUAGCAUACUCAUCCUGCUGCUUCUGAGAAGCAGCACCUGCGCUAAAGCUAGCUCCAGUUUGAUUUUACCUCUAGUCUUCAUAAUCAUGAUACAAUAAUGGAUAAAAGCGUCUGCUUAAUGGCAUAUCAUGAUACAAUAAUGGAUAAAAGUGUCUGCUAAUGGCAUAUGAUACAAUAAUGGAUAAAAGUGUCUGCUAAUGGCAUAUGAUACGAUAAUGGAUAAAAGCGCCUGCAAAAUGGCAUAUCAUGACACGAUAAUGGAUAAAAGCGUCUGCUAAAUGGCAUAUCGUGAUACAAGAACGGAUAAAAGUGUCUGCUAAAUGGCAUAUCGUGAUACAAGAACGGAUAAAAGUGUCUGCUAAAUGGCAUAUCGUGAUACAAGAACGGAUAAAAGCGUCUGCUAAAUGGCAUAUCGUGAUACAAGAACUGAUAAAAGCGUCUGCUAAAUGGCAUAUCGUGAUACAAGAACGGAUAAAAGCGUCUGCUAAAUGGCAUAUCGUGAUACAAGAACGGAUAAAAGCGUCUGCUAAAUGGCAUAUCGUGAUACAAGAACGGAUAAAAGCGUCUGCUAAAUGGCAUAUCGUGAUACAAGAACGUCUGUUUUGGUUUUGUAUUUCUCUGACUGCAGUGAGUUUUCCAGUACUGUGUACUUCUGCGUCUACUCUGAAGUUUUGGUUUGGAGAGUGCUCUUAAACAGAUGGAUUCUUUCAACUGAAACACUUGUGAAACGGUUCACAGAGGUAGACUGUCCGUCUGAGGAGCUAAAAGUUGGCCUUGUCUACGUCAUUGAAGAAAUGAACUGCAAAACUACAGAACCCAAUAUCAGCGGUAUCAAGCUGCGUCGUGUAUCUGGAUCUAUGCUGAUGUUGCCGAGGUGUACAUUUGUCAAUAAAUAGCUUUACCUUU